CGCCGCGCGCAUUGUUUUCUGCCGUCCUCCCAUGGAAAGCACGGUGAACAUCGCGGGGUGGAGCUGACCGCAAAUUGGCCACGCGCGUCUCGGCGCGUUUGUCCGCAACGGGAAGCUGUUAUGAGACCCGAGUGGACACGCGUUUAAAUUCGCGUGGACGACGUUUGAUCGCGAGGUGACGCGAGUCGAAGCAAGAUUCUGCGAACUGAUAACUUUUAAGUGUACCACACCUGAAUUCGUUCAAUUCUGACUCACACAACACAGUCGUAAUGUGAAUAAUAUUCUGUUAAAUCGCGCGUUAUUCGCGAAUAUAUAGGCUUCAUAUUGACUAGAAGAGGAAAAAAUGGGGCAGACGCUCAGCGAGCCGAUAACGAAGAAGAAGUCGGCCUGUUGCCGGGAUAGCAACUACCGGGUGGGCAGCUCCUGCAUGCAGGGAUGGCGCAUCAAGAUGGAGGAUUCGCACGUGCACAUACUCUCCUUGCCUAAUGACCCAGGCACCGCGUUCUUCGCCGUCUACGACGGGCACGGAGGCGCAGCCAUGGCGCAACAUGCUGGAAAGCACCUGCACGAAUAUAUAAUCAGGAGAAGCGAAUACAAGGCGGGUGACAUUGUGGAGGGCAUACAGCAAGGUUUCCUGGAACUGGACAGAGCGAUGCAGACUAAUGCCGCGCUCAGGGACGAGCAUGCCGGGACGACCGUAAUCGCGCUUCUCAUCAAGGACAAUAUUUUGUAUAGCGCUAACGCGGGUGAUAGCAGAGCGGUGGCUUGCAUCAACGGCCAAACGGUGCCCCUGAGUCGAGACCACAAGCCCACAUUGAAGGACGAACGGAAACGUAUCGAGGCGGCGGGUGGUUUCGUCGAGUACAAAAGAGUGAACGGCAAUCUGGCGCUGUCCCGUGCCCUCGGUGAUUUCAUAUUCAAGCGAAACGAUCAUAAACCGCCGCAGGAGCAGAUCGUGACCGCAUGCGAUGGUAUCUGGGAUGUGAUGACCAGCGAGGAGGUGGUGCAGUUCGUGAGAACGCGCUUAGCAAGGGACGUCGGCGUCGAGGCGGCGAACUCCACGAUACAUCCUGAGGAAAUCUGUGAAGAGCUUUUAAACAGUUGCUUGGCGCCGGACGCUCUCAUGGGUACCGGCUGCGACAACAUGACGAUGAUACUUGUGUGCUUUCUCCACGGCAAACCGUGUUCGCACUUAAUUUCGCGUUGCCAAAAGCCACCGUCGAAUAUAGAUGAUAUCGAUUUAUAAUUGAUAACAGUUUUAGGCUCCUAACAAUAUUUUAUCAACGUUUUACCUAAAUUAUUACGGGCAUUUUUACUUUUAUCGUGAUUCGUACGUGACUUGAUACGUGACUUUUUACAUAGUAAUAUUUGUUGUACAAUCGCGUAUAUUACGUAAUGUAUUGGCUCUGUUAUGAAGAGAUGAAGCACACAUAUUUAUAAAAUACAUUGUAUUUAUAUUUUCA
This is a messenger RNA of Monomorium pharaonis (pharaoh ant), 1463 nucleotides long. Its product is annotated as probable protein phosphatase 2C T23F11.1. Lineage: Eukaryota; Metazoa; Arthropoda; Insecta; Hymenoptera; Formicidae. Gene Ontology annotation, biological process: protein dephosphorylation. Gene Ontology annotation, molecular function: protein serine/threonine phosphatase activity; cation binding. The transcript has 4 exons. The coding region runs from base 344 to 1246 and encodes 300 amino acids. The record is from RefSeq and is a predicted model, not a curated record.